ACACUUCAAAGGUUUUAUUAUCUUAUUUUCAGGGUAAAACUUGCCAUGUUUUCGUGUACAAACUUGUUAAAAUAAGAUAGGGACUUGUAAUAACACUGCAUCACCAGCAGAUGGCAGCACGUGGCUGUAAAAAAAUCAAAAUCUCCGCCCCCUUCCAUGUCGUCAGAGCAUAGUGGAAGUAAACACUCGGCCGUCGGUUUUCCUUUAACUUGCUGUGCUGAUUUAAUAUUUCCCAUUAGAAAGUAUUUUGUUUGCUGCGUAGAUACCCGGAUGUCUGCUCAGGUGGAAGAAGACAGGGUCAAACAGUGGGAAAGCGAGCAGGAGCGUCUGAAGCGGCUGCUGUUGGAGGAGGACACCGAUGACUGGCAGAGGAGCCCGGACUUCUCGGGUCUGGAGCGGGUCGGGGGCGUGGACCUCUCCUUCAUUAAAGGGGAUGACAUGAACGCAUGCGCGCAGCUCGUGGUACUCAGUUACCCGGACCUGAAAAAGGUUCUGUACGGGGACAGUCAGAUGGUGACCCUGACCGCCCCCUACGUCGCCGGCUUCCUGGCCUUCAGAGAAACUCCGUUCCUCCUGCAGGCGCUGCAGCGGCUGCAGGAGAGCCAGCCUGAGCUCACGCCGCAGGUGGUGUUUGUGGAUGGAAACGGCCUCUUCCACUACAGAGAGUUUGGGCUGGCGUGUCACCUGGGAGUGCUGUCAGGGUUGCCUUGUGUGGGCGUGGCUAAGAACCUGCUUCAGGUGCAGGGCGUGCACAAAAACGAGGAACAUCAGUCGCGGAUUGCUGCUUUACACAAAGGAGGAGACAGCUUCCCACUCACCGCCGCCUCAGGCAAAGUGCUGGGAAAGGCUCUGCGGAGCUGCGAUAAGAGCUCCAAGCCGGUGUACGUGUCUGUGGGCCACAAGAUCAGCCUGGACACGGCCGUGCGCCUCACCCAGGCCUGCUGCCUCUUCCGGGUGCCCGAGCCCAUCAGACAGGCUGCACUGUGCCUCUGCUGUUCUCACAUCCGCCUGCUCAGAAAGCAGCUCAAAGUCUGUUUUUCACCAUGCAGUGUUGCUCGUGUGUGUGUGUGUGUUUAUUCCUUCCAUCAAAGUGUGGGUGAAGAGGAAAAAGGGACGGACACCUUCCUCUGUCCAAUCACGGCUCGCUUUCCCCCCGUUAGCCUGUUCUCCUUUUAUUUGCUGACAUUCUCCUGUCUUUUUGUCUUGUUCUCUCUCAUUCGGUUUCUGCUCUUUUUCUGCUUGUAUGGUAGGGAAAAACAUCAGACUAGAUGCAGUUUUGAUUGUUGUGAGGAGCUCUAGGAAGAUCAGACGUUUGAAUUAGAACGACCCGUCUAAAGUCUGGGGGGAAACACACAAACCAGCCUUUUGAUAAGCAGGGGUUUAACGAAAGGAGCAAGAGACACAAAAAGUGAGGCAGGGCUAGCAAACAAUAAAAAUGUCCAAAAUAAAUGAGCAAAAAGUGUCAGCCCCAAAGAAAAAUGGCCCCGGACGAAGUGCUGACACAAAAUGCACAUAUCAGAGACAAAAGGCUCCCACUGGUCAAAUGGGAUGAAUCCCGGACGAGCCCCCGAAUACAUUACAGCCCCGACAGGAAAACCCGUCUAAAUCUAGGGCAGGAGUCUGGAACCUGUGGCUCCUGAACCACAUGAGGCUCCUUUAU
Molecule: messenger RNA, 1660 nt
Organism: Oryzias melastigma (Indian medaka)
Lineage: Eukaryota; Metazoa; Chordata; Actinopteri; Beloniformes; Adrianichthyidae
Product: endonuclease V
Exons: 8
Coding region: 157-1299 (380 amino acids)
Biological process (GO): DNA repair
Cellular component (GO): cytoplasm; nucleolus
Molecular function (GO): single-stranded RNA binding; RNA endonuclease activity producing 5'-phosphomonoesters, hydrolytic mechanism
Source: RefSeq, a predicted model, not a curated record